Messenger RNA from Exophiala bonariae, 6069 nucleotides. RefSeq lists its product as uncharacterized. Lineage: Eukaryota; Fungi; Ascomycota; Eurotiomycetes; Chaetothyriales; Herpotrichiellaceae. Gene Ontology annotation, molecular function: heme binding; protein binding; monooxygenase activity. The transcript has 8 exons. Bases 1 to 6069 code for a protein of 2022 amino acids. The record is from RefSeq and is a predicted model, not a curated record.
AUGCCUUUCUCCAAGCUAUUUGGGAAAGAGUCGAAAAGCUCCCAUAAGAAUGGCACGAGCUCCAAGCCAAAGGAGCAAGACAUCCCAAAAUCAUCUUUGAGAGCAUCCUUAGCCUCUCAUUUCACCAGCCACGGAGAAGCGAAAGAGUCAGAAAGUCCUGCACGCAUUGACCCAGAGCCAGGUGCCAGUCUUCCGCAGAUACUCCAGAGUAAAGCCGACCGUGAAGUCGCGGAAUCUCCAAAGGGUGAUGCUUCAUUGAUUGCAGAAAAAACCCACGGGGCUUUCCGCGCAUCUGAAGAUACCAAAAACCCAUUCGGGCUGAAUGAUACCCUUGAUUCGCCUUCUGCAAGAGCUGAUCUGGGGGUCAAAGAUUCUUCGGCAGCCAAGAGCCCUAGUCUUUCCCAGGAGAUCUGGAAUGAUGCCUACGAAGCGAUCUCGAAGGACGAAGGCGAUCUGGUCAAGUCUUAUGCCAUGGCCUUGAAAGUGUUUCUGGAAGACGAGAAAACGAGCAACGCGCCAUCGCUGAAUAGCGAUCUCUAUCUGUCCCAAUUCAAUGACCGAACUCAACGACAAGAAUAUCUAGAGAAGCUAGUUGCGAAGGGAAGGACAAAGAUCAUGACCACGGUGAAAGUCUCAAAUGUUAUUGGCAACAUUGCCGACGCCGUUCUAAAGACUAAGCCAGUUACCGAUCUCGUACUCACAAUUCCCCAAGCCGCACCCGCUGCUCUCCCGUGGGCCGGUGUUUGCAUUGGCUUGCAGAUACUCUCAAAUCCCAAGUCAGCCUUGAACUCCAAUCUCGCCGGUGUCGCGUAUGUAGCUUCUAGGAUGGAUUGGUAUUGCGCCCUUGUCGAACAUUUACUUCAUACAACCAACGUUGAUUCGCCGAGUGUAUCAUACGAAUCAGUCCUCGAGAAGCUGAGGGGGAAGGUUAUGGAGCUCUACAAGACCAUCCUGCUAUAUCAAAUGAGAAGCGUAUGUUCAUAUUACCGGAAUCAAGGCUGGAACUUCUUCCUGCAACUCUGGAAUUUCGAUGACUGGGAUGGCGCUCUGGACUCUGUUGUGCAAGCUGAAAAAUCUCUCAUGGAUGACUGGGACAGGUAUGACAGAGCGAAAGCUGGUAGGGUUCGAGAUGAAUUGCUUCAAUUGACCAACUUGAUGGAAACCCAUCUUGAUGAUAUUCGUCAGACCCUAAGAGAUCAUUUCAUUCAGCAGGAUAAGAGGCUUCAGGAUAAGGAAGUCCAUGAAACUCUCUCAGCACUUUUCGUUGUCAACCCUCUUGAUGAUAUGACUCGUAUAGUCAAUGAGAGAGAACCUUUAAUUAACGAUGUGCACAAAUGGAUCCUCAAAGACGAAAAGUACGAAGCCCUUACCAAUUGGACAGAUUCAAACGAUCCACAAUGUCGAUUGUUAUGGAUCAAGGGUGAUGCCGGCACUGGGAAGACAAUGCUUCUGAUCAGUAUCGUUCGAGAGCUCUCUAACCAGCUUGCCAAGUUUACCCCUUCACUGUCGUGCUUUUUCUUCCAAAGUCAAGGCAAAACGAAAAAGGCUUUGGACAAAGCAUCAGAUGCUUUGCGCUCCCUGGCGUGGAUGCUGCUCACUUCUCAACCAGAUCUCGCCGUACAUCUACAAGGAGACUACAAGCUUUCGAAAGAAAAACUCUUUACAGACGCAAAUGCACCGGAAGCGAUGCUUCGAAAUCUGGAAAAGAUUUUAAGGCAUGCUCGGCCAGUAUAUUUCGUCGUUGACGCUCUUGACGAGUGUGAUCAUGAUUUUGAUCGAAUUCUUGAUCUCAUUGCGACUUCUCUGUCCAUCUCCACGAAAAUAAAGUGGCUAAUUUCUAGUCGUCCAGAAGUCGACCUACUUACAAGGUUAGACGACUUACGAAAGGACAAGCUUGAGAUCACACAGAUUGCUUCAGAGUUAGACAUGGAGGGUCAAAACGACCGUGUGGACACCUACAUUCGAUACAAAUUAUCAGCCCUCCAGAAUUCCAAGAAAUUCGGCAAAUCAUACCAAGAUGAAAAUAUUUUGAACGAAAUAUCCAAGGAAGUUACCCGCCGGGCAGAGGACAAUCUGCUAUGGCUCUCACUUGUCUUCGACGACCUGUCGCAAAUGCGAGGAAGUUAUGCUAUCAAGAGCAUCAAGAAGUAUCCCAGUGGACUGCCUCAACUUUACGACCAUAAGAUGUCAAUUCUUGAACAUGAGGAAGGAGAAUACUUGAACUACUGUAAAGACGUCUUGAUUGCAACUUCUCAUACCCAGCGAGCCCUGUCUCUUACUGAGCUUGCGGCACUCAUUCCCUGGGCAGACGAGACAGAUCCAUCUAUGAUAGUGGAUAAGUGCCGCUCAUUCAUCACCGAAAUUGAAGAAACAAUCUCAUUGAACCACAAGUCUGCAAAGGACUACCUUGUGAGUAUAGUACCCCGGCUGAGGGGUGGAGCCAUUCAAGGCCAUGCGGAAAUCGCAAAGAUGUCCAUUGAAGUUAUGAAACUAAGUCUCAAAAGAAAUAUCUACGGGCUCAAGUAUUCGUCAGCCCCAACUGAUAUAGAACCACCGGAAUCCGACUCACUCGCUUCAGUGGCUUAUGCUUGUGAGUUCUGGGCCGACCAUUUACGUCUUGCAAUCGAGCAACGUGAAGAGAGCUUUGAAAUACAGAAAGAACUUUGCACACAAGGGUUCCAUUUCCUGACGCAACAUUUCCUACACUGGCUUGAAAGUUUAAGUCUUUUACAGAAAUACUCGAGUGGGAUUAUAUCCAUGAGAAAUGUUUUGCGAAUUAUUCAGCAGCUUUAUGACCAAGACUACGAAAUCCCUCGCUUCUUGAUAGAAGCAGUGAGGUUUGCGACGACCUACGCCUCGAUUAUAGAACGUGCUCCUAUGCAAAUAUAUGCAGCGGCACUUCUCUUUUCACCAGCAAAGAGCCAGAUGAAGGAGUUAUUUUGGGAGCGAGAACGCCCAGACUUCGUUGAGAGCAUCCAAGGGAUCAGUCGCAGUUGGAACUCAUGUUUACAAAUUCUCGAGGGUAAUGACAGCACUGUGGUCUCGCUUGCUUACUCUAGCGACGGCAAGAAGCUCGCGACAGGUUACUAUAGUGGGAGAUUGCGCCUUUGGAGUGUUGAGACGGGAACUUCAGAGCCGCUCAAAGGACAUGAUGACACGACAUUCUUUGUUGCGUUCUUGGAGGACGGCAAGAGGCUUGUAUCAGGAUCAUUUGGUGGGGCGGUGCAAAUCCACAGCAUCGAAACCGGAGCUUCCAAAAUUCUUGAAGCCAACAAAGAUGCUCUCGACGCAAUGGCCGUUUCUCCUGAUGGUGCGAUGGUAGCGCUAGGGUCAAGCGAUGGGCGAUUAACGCUGUUAGACAUCGAAACGGGCAGUGUCAAAGGAACAGUCAAGGCCCAUACGGACAGGAUCAUGUCAAUUGCUUUCUCGAGCGACAGCAAGACCCUAGCAUUUGGCGAUGGCCCAAACCAGGUGCUACUCUGGGAGACCAAAACGGGCGCGGUCAAGCUUCUCGAAGGCCGCACGGAUUCGGACCUAUUGCCUGUCUUCUCUCCCGAUGGCAAAUUGCUGGCCUUAAGGUCAAUGGACAAUAAUGUGCACUUGUGGGACGUCUGCACAGGUGCGAUCAAGCAAACAGUUGAGACCAAGACGAAGCGAGUGAGAGCGAUCACUUUCUCGAACGACAGUGCUACCCUAGCGUUUGGGGAUGGGCAGCCAGGGCAGUAUUACGUGCAUCUGUGGAAUCUCAAAACGGGUGCUAGUAAAUUGCUUGCGGGGCAUACGGACUGGAUCAGGUCGAUCGCCUUUUCAAAAGAUGGCGCGAUGCUUGUUUCAGGGUCGGCGGAUAACACAGUGCGGCUUUGGCAGGUUGAGAGCGGGACGUCGCAGGUUCUCAAAGGCCAUACGGGGAGCGUAGAGCUAAUUGCGUUUUCACCGGAUGGCACGACAUAUGCAUCAGCAACAAUAUCCGAACAGACGGUGCGGCUCUGGGGUGUUGGAAGCUCCAAUUUCGAGCAUCUCGAGUCUCAUGAUUCAGCAGUGAGGUGGGUCAAGUUUUCCGCCGACGGGACAGUGCUCGUGUCCGCGAGUAGAGGCGACGGUACAGUGCGGCUCUGGGAUACAAAAGCAGGGACUUCUCGAUCUCUCGAGGGCUUCAGUUGUUAUGCUGAUCCGAUCGCUCUCUCGCCGGAUGUCAAAAGUCUCGCAGUUGCGGAUGCUCAUUCUUUAAAGCUCUGGCAUUUCGAAACGGGUAAAUUCCAACUUCUGGACGACUCGUUCGAAGCGCGCUCUCUCGCCUACUCGCCCAAUGGCAAGACCCUUGCUUCUGCGAAUGGUGAGGAGCUCCGGAUCUGGAAUUUAGAAGCAAGCACUUUCCAAGUGCUUGGGAAUUCUGAGGUUGUUGUGUUCUCGCCUGACGGUAAGAAACUUGCUUCAGAGUCAGAUGGUGGAAUCGGUCUCUGGGAAGUAGAGACAGGUGCCUUCAAGCCGCUUCAAGACUCGCCCUCAUUUAGUGCAACACAAUUGAUCUUUUCUCCGGAUGGCAAGACUCUUGCUGCAUCAUACAAUUAUGAGGGCGGGGUGGUGCGAAUCACUGGAGUCCUGGUCUUGAAGUUUCUGUACAAUGUCUCCCCCUUUCAUCCACUAUCUAAAUAUCCAGGACCGCUCCUGUGGAGAGCAUCCAGGAUCCCCGCAUCUUACCAUCACGCAUGUGGUGAUCUCUACAAAUGCAUCGCCGCCAUACAUGUCAAGUAUGGUGAUACAGUCCGCAUCGCGCCCGAUGAGCUCUCAUUCAGCGCCCCCAGUGCGUGGCCACAGAUCUACAAUUCCCGUCCGCAACUGAACAAGAGCAAGUGGCACUUCGCGCCCAACGAUGUCGAGAAACUCCCUGCGAGUAUGAUUACAGCACCUGACGCUGAGCACGCCAGACUUAGGCGUCUCGCAGGUCCCGCUUUCCUCAAUGCCGGCAUCGCAGAAGUCGAGCCUGUCUUACAGCAAUACUCGGACCUCCUCUGCUCACAACUCGCUGUGGCCAGUGGCGAAGGCUCGCAGAACCUUGUGGAGUGGUUUCUAUGGGCUCUCAACGAUGUCAUCGGUCAGUUGGCGCUCGACCAGGAAUUCCAAUGUCUCGAAAAGCGGCGCAUGCACCCGUGGCCACAUUUCCUGCUCUCCGUGUUGAAACAGACUGCCGCCCUCAAUCAAUUCAGGCGGUUCGGGUUUCCAAUGCAAGUCCUCCAAUUAAUGAUGACUCAGAAGAUGAAAGAGGAACGUGAUAGCUUCAUGGAUUUGGCCAAAACCUCCAUCAACAAGCGGCUCUCUCGGGACAAGGAGGAGUCUUCGGAAAUCGUAAUUGACAAUGCUAGUAGCAAGAAGAGACCUGACAUUGUCGGUCUGAUGCUGCGAGAGAUGAAAGGUGGCGAACGAUUGACCGAGGGAGAAAUUAUGUCCAAUUCGGUGCUUAUUGUGGGAGGAGGAGCAGAGACGACCAGUACUUGCUUGAGUGCCACCUUCUACAACCUGUGCAAAACCCCACAUGCGAUGAACAAACUGAAAAACGAGAUCCGCAGAGCUUUCUCAUCCAACGAGGAAAUCACGGUCAAGGCAACGGCGGCCCUCCCGUAUCUAAAAGCGACCGUCGAUGAAUCUUUGAGAGUCUUCCCAGUGGCUAGCUACAUCACGCCCCGAGUGACACCGGAAGCGGGAUAUAACAUCAAUGGAGAGCACAUCGGUGGCGGAACUUACAUUUCCAUGGGCCAAUGGUACAUGGGCCGGUCAGCCAAACACUUCGAGGAGCCUGAGAAAUUCAGGCCCGAGCGAUGGUUCGAUCUCGAGACGAAAGGGCCCGCUGGACUCGCGGUCGACGAGGUUCUUCGCCCCUUUAGCUUGGGCCCGAGGAACUGCAUUGGCAAACUACUAGCGGUCGCUGAAGCUCGACUCGUGAUUGCGAAGCUUUUGUGGAACUUCGACAUCGAGCUUGACGGGCCGCAUGAGACGUGGGUGGAAGAUGCGAGGUUCUAUAUCCUGUGGCAGUUACAGCCUUUGAAUGUCAAGCUCACCCCUGUCAAGCGAUGA